Molecule: messenger RNA, 1683 nt
Organism: Conger conger (European conger)
Lineage: Eukaryota; Metazoa; Chordata; Actinopteri; Anguilliformes; Congridae
Exons: 9
Coding region: 289-1467 (392 amino acids)
Biological process (GO): transcription by RNA polymerase III
Cellular component (GO): RNA polymerase III complex
Molecular function (GO): DNA binding
Source: RefSeq, a predicted model, not a curated record
AUUAAGCAUCACCAGCACUGCUUAGAGCACGUGACUGCCAUUUGACGUAGACUCGCGUAACUACCAGAAGGAAGUCGCGCUGCGUUGUUUUGCCAGAUAACAAAGCUACAGUAUGUGAAUAGCAAUAAUGCAUGCAUUAGGCGAUAACGUAUAGCUUGUGCAAGGUAAAAUAAAUACAUAACCGAACCAAGCUUCAGUGCUGUAAUGCACUACAUUAGCUCUAAGUUUUAGGGAUGCAACUCGUCUUGGAAUUCUACAAAAUGGAGGCUCUUGUAUAUAGACUGGAGAAUGUCUGACCAACACGACUCUGAUAACGCAGGAAGCACUCCGGGGACGUCCGACUCCAGACAAUGCUUUGCUCUGGGCAGAAGUUUGCCAGGACGAGUGUCCCUGAAUCCCCAGCCCCCUCCGGGGCGACUGAGCUCUCUGCGCUCCAGAGACCUUACACUGGGCGGGUUUAAAAAGAAAACUUUUAUUCCGAAUGUGCAUUCGGUUCGGAAGUCUAAAGACGAGCUAAAGGAAGACGUUCACAGUGCUCCAAAAAGAGAGAAAAAAGAAAAAGAAGAGAAGCACAGGGAGGUCAGAGGAAGGAGGAAGGAGCGACCCCAGACCAUUCAGUCGCACUCCAUAUUUGAGCAGGGUCCAGCUGACACCAUUAGGAAAUCAGGGAGCUGGGACAGUACAGAGCAGAAUGAGUAUGGACACUCACCGGUUUUGAAAUGCAUUAAAAAGGAGAAACAUGUCGCUGAAGAUGAUGAGAAUGAGAUUCUGCAGAAGCUCCAACGGGAUGAUUUUUUGGAUGACCCCGGUUUGAAAAAUGAUGCAAGAAACAGACCAAUUCAACUUCCACUCUACCAAUCAAGCAAUUUUUUCACGGGUGAUGCAGCUGUCCACGUGAAAGAAGAAACGGCAGGAGAUGGCACGAGCUCUGCGGUCCCCAGAGUGCAGACGCAGAGGUGCUCCCGGCUCACAAAAGGGUUUCCGAAGCCUCAGCAGCCAGCUGUGGCAGAGCUCUUCCAGCAGCUCGCCGUCUCGGAGAGGGAAGAGCUGUUCUUCAUCCAGCUUCCAGACAGCCUUCCUGGCCAGCCUGAGUCGCACACAGAAAAGCCUCCAAAGAAGGACACCAAGUCUGACGACAAGCGGCAGUCUCACAUUAAAACAAGAGAGCCUGUGGGUAAAGAAAGCGCUCCAGUCCUGUCAGAUUUCUCAGAGGGGUCGAUAGGGAAACUGCAGAUCAGGAAAUCUGGAAGAGUCCAGCUGGCCCUGGGUGAAAUCGUGAUGGAUGUUUCAGAAGGAGCUGCAUUUUCUUUCCUGCAGCAACUUGUAUCUGUCCGGUUAUCUGAAGGCCUCGCUGGAGAUAUGAGCAUUCUGGGAAAUGUGAAGCACAAACUGGUGUGCUCUCCAGACUUCGAAGCACUCCUGCAGGAAGUCAAGCUUCCCCCAAAUACACGUUCAGGGAAUUCUUAGCUAGGUCAAUGUAGUACUCCUUAGUGGAACACUUUGUAAAUAGCCUCAUGUCAUUUUGUAUCUCGGCAAGUGAAAGUAUUGUCAUGUGCAGUGCAGCACACAGUGUUGGGUAAAGAUUUGCUAGUACUCGUGUUGUGUACUUUUUACAAAAUUGAGAAUGUUGUUGAUUUGUUAUAGAAAAACAUGUAAGCAUUUAUUAAAAGAUACAAUACAAAA